UUGAACCCUCCCCCGGAAUUUUUGACGCAUCGCAUCAAGUUGUUCGAAGAAUGGAAGGCUGCUUAUGAUGAAGAGAUCAAGAACUUCAACGCGAAACUGGUUUUGUUAGAUAAGCCGCGUGUUCCAAUUACUGUCACCUUUCCUGACGGGCAAACAAGAGAGGCGACUUCAUGGGAGACAACCCCUCUGGACAUUGCCAAAGCUAUAUCAAAAUCUUUGUCAGAACGUGUCGUGAUUGCCAAGGUUGACGGCGAACUAUUUGACUUGGUCCGACCACUGGAGGCAGAUUGUACUUUGGAGCUAUUGGAUUUCGAAAACGAUGAAGGAAAAAAGGUGUUUUGGCACUCCAGUGCCCAUGUACUCGGUGAAGCAUGCGAGCGUCAUUACGGUUGCCAUCUUUGUAUUGGCCCCCCACUAGAUGAUGGGUUUUAUUACGAGAUGGCUAUCAAUGAUCGUGUUGUAAGCCAGAGUGAUUACGAGUCCCUCAAGACGAUAGCAAAGAGUGCCAUCAAAGAAAAACAACCUUUUGAACGAUUGGUUGUUUCCAAGGAAAAUUUGUUGGAAAUGUUCAAGCAUAAUCAGUACAAAGUUCAUCUGAUCAAAUCAAAGAUUCAGGAUGGAACUUCUACUACCGUAUAUCGUUGUGGUCCGCUCAUAGAUUUAUGUGUGGGUCCUCACGUCCCCCACACCGGAAAAAUCAAAGCCUUUGAGAUUACCAAGGUUUGUUUGAAAUAUAUUUUGUUCGAGCGUAUCUACGGAAUAUCUUUUCCAGACACCAAACAGAUGACCGAAUACAUGACCUUUAUCUCCGAGGCCGCAAAACGUUACCAUAAAAAAAUCGGUCAGGAACAAGAAUUAUUCUUUUUUGACGAGUUGAGUCCCGGCAGUUGCUUCUUCCUUCCAAAUGGCACCCGAAUCUAUAACACGCUCGUCGAUUUUAUAAGGACGGAAUAUCGGAAAAGAGGUUAUGGCGAGGUGAUUACGCCCAACAUGUAUAAUACUAAAUUGUGGGAACAAUCGGGACAUCUGCAAAAUUAUGAAGAAAACAUGUUUUGUUUUGAAGUUGAAAAAGAGAAAUUUGCGUUGAAACCCAUGAACUGUCCGGGACACUGCCUUAUGUUCAAGCACCGUGACCGCUCAUAUCGUGAAUUGCCUAUUCGUUUUGCCGAUUUUGGUGUAUUGCACCGCAAUGAGCUAAGUGGGGCUUUAGCAGGGUUGACACGUGUGAGACGGUUCCAACAGGAUGACGCACAUAUAUUCUGUCGGCAGGACCAGGUGGAAGAGGAGAUUAAUUCUGCUCUUGAAUUCUUGAAAUAUGUAUAUGGGAUAUUUGGUUUCACCUUUCAACUCAAAUUGUCUACCCGUCCCGAAAAAUAUUUGGGCACAGUUGAAGUUUGGGAUCAGGCCGAAAAGAAACUGGAAGAUGCGCUUAAUAAGUUCGGCGAACCUUGGGAACUUAAUCCGGGUGACGGCGCAUUCUAUGGUCCAAAAAUCGACAUUACAAUUUCGGAUGCUCUCAAAAGGAAACAUCAAUGUGCUACACUGCAACUUGAUUUUCAGCUUCCGGAACGUUUUGGACUUGAAUAUCGCACUCAAACGAGCGACGAGGAUCAAUCGUAUGCUCGUCCGGUCAUGAUUCAUCGUGCUAUACUGGGCUCCGUGGAGCGCAUGAUAGCCGUUUUGACCGAGAGCUUUGGUGGAAAAUGGCCUUUCUGGCUUUCACCUCGACAAAUAAUGAUUAUCCCGGUCGCCAAUAGUUUUGGGGACUAUGUCAAAAAGGUUGCGAACGCAUGUUUUGACGCCGGGUUAUACGUUGAAACUGAUCUGGGCGAAAGCACCUUGAACAAAAAGAUUCGCAAUGCCGAGGUUGCACAGUUCAAUUUCAUUUUUGUUGUUGGUGCCGAAGAGGAGACCACCAAUUCGGUCAAUAUUCGAAAUAGGGAUGAUGUGGGCACCAAAGCAAAAGGUCAGACAAUUCCCCUAGAGGAGGCAGUCAGAAAAUUGGUGGAAUUGAAAAACGAAAAAAGAUUAAAGAAUAGUUUGAAUAAAGAUUGA
Molecule: messenger RNA, 2055 nt
Organism: Acaulospora colombiana
Lineage: Eukaryota; Fungi; Glomeromycota; Glomeromycetes; Diversisporales; Acaulosporaceae
Source: the annotation of a GenBank genome assembly